AUGAUAAAAGUUGAGGUGGACAAGUUUCGACAACAGAUAUUAAGCUUGAAGGUUCUUCUUCGCUCGUUGCUUGACAAGGAUUUAUUGAGUCAGUCGUUUAGCUUUACUGAACGAUUACAAAUCAUUCAGGAUCGUGUCGAAGAAAUCGUUUUGAGAUCUGAGGUAAUUUAUAGAGUUUCAUACAAAAAGAAACAGAAUGUAUUGUUCAAAAUUGUUCUUCCCGUACUUACUCAAUUCCUUCUCUUUCUCAGGCCAUGCUCGCGCGUAACAAUCUUCGCCUCCUCCCAGUCAAUCCCACCCUUAACACUAUAUUUCGCUCCAUUUUCCUUCUCCAUCCUCUCUUCUGCUGAACCCACCAUGUAUUAGACACGCGAGAACGUGCGCACGCGAAUAGAUAAAUUUAAAUUCAUGAAGUUUAGAUUAUAGUGUCAGAUUAAGAUUAUUAGUAUUCGGGUUAGGGGUUAGAGUUGGGGUUAGAUUGGGGUUAGGUUCAUCUAUCCCAAUAUGAUUGCGCGAAUUUAUUGUAUUGAUAAUUUUGGACGUGUUUAACAAUUUACUCAUAUAUAGUAAAAUCCAAGGACGAUGCUAGAAAAUAAUCGAUAAACGGAAAAAAAUCGAUGUUCUUUGAAAACCAAUUUAACCGAUGUUGCUUUCGGUGAAAAACCGGAAAGCCAAAAUACAGAAAAAUCCGAACAAAAAUCGGUAUUUCAAUGCAAUCGGUGUUCAAAUUACGCUUUCGUGAUUAAACUAAAAGAGAGUUUAUGCUAUUCUUACACAUGCAGGCCGUUAAAAAAGAAUCAAGUGUUUGUGUUCAUGCCUGGAAAAACGUCUAUAAUGAUGAACAGCGAUCUACGAACGGAACGGCUUCCAUUCGCACGAGCUUGGGUAGCAUGACUCACAAGCGUCAUUCACCUUUCUAACUGUAGUUUCGAACGUGUUCUAAAAAAGCCGAUUUACUCAGUUUUUUCUGGGUUUUUCGAACGGUUUUCGGUUUUUAUAAAAAAAAUCUCACCCUAAUCAAUACUGCGUACUAAAAUAGACCUUGGAAUGAGGAAAUUGAGUAUCGAUCCACGCAGGUAAGGGGCAGGUAGUAGGUGCACCUGCAAUCCUGGUCAAAACGUGGAAAAGUGACAACCCACAUGCAGACAUUGGCCUUGAAUGGCAUUUUUUUUCUAAAUAAUAAUCCCCCCGCUCCCCCAAACCAAUGUUGAAUGGGAUUUUUCAUCAAAUGUAAAUAAUUCGGAUAUGCAACAUUGAAGAGGGGGAGUGGGGGAUAUGCCAGUAAAUUCAAGUUUUAGCUGUUUGUUAUGAUUUUUGCGGAAGUGGAUUAACCACAUGCGUUUUGGCCCGGAUUGUGUACCAGCGUCCACGCGUCCCUUGGUUAACAUCUACUUACAGCUGCUAGUUUAAGCUUUGCCUGUUUUCUUUGCAGGCCUUAGCUGCUGAAGAAGAUAGCGCAAACCUACAGCUAGAGAGGGGUUUUAGUGUGCUGGAAACGUUUGAGAGAAGUCGGUCACAAAAAGACUCCGAAGUCAAUAUAACAGUGAAUGCCGCGAACAGAAUCCGACAGAAACAUCAAGAGACAGUGGCAGUUAUGGAAAAUAUUCGUAACUUAGCAACACAGGGCUACAAUUCGUUAAACAAUACAAUGGAAGGUUUCCUGAAUGAAAUUCGAACAUCUCUGAUGCUACUUGAUGAUUGGAUGAACGAACUGGAACAGGUUAACGCUCAGUCGAUCGAAAAAGUGGCAGAAAUUGGUCUUAUAAACAAGACAAUUAAUAACCAUUUGGAAGCAGCCGUAACUCUAAUUACCAAAGCGAGGGAAGAUGCUACAAAUGCGCUAAACCUGUUUGAUUCUCUGGUAUUAUGGAUUCCAACAUUGCAAGCUAAUAUGUCUGACGCGAAAGAGAUUGGCAGACGCGCCUACGAUACAGCUCGACAGCAGUAUAACAACGCAUCGAUCGUGUUUAACGUGACGUCACAUUUGGAGACACACAUGUCUAACAACACUGCCAGUAUCGCAGAGGUAAUUGUUAUAUUCUUCUUAUUUUACAUUCAUAUAUUAUUUGUACAUAUAGCUAAUAGGGUGGUUUCCGGGGGAAUUUGAUUAAAAACUUUUUCUAUCAAUAGCUUCAGUUUGGAAUAGACAAUUCCCAUUAUAGACUAAUUUUAGAACUAGGCAAGGAGAUGCAAAUAAAUCACCGUAUCUAGAAAGAGCAUACAAAAUUAGUAAAAUUGCAAAGUUUGGUUGGGAAAUGUUGUAAAAUGCGGAAAAUAUGACAGCCUUGCAAAGCUUGCAAAUUUUGUAUACUUUCGCAUUGCGUGCGGAAAUCGCUCUCAUUUUCGGCCCAAAUUUGGUAGCAAUUUCCGCACGCAAUACAAAAGUAUACUGGCAAAAUUUGGGAACUUUGCAAUGCUAUAUUUUCCGCAUUUUACAACAUUUUGCAACCAAACGUCUGCAAUUUUACUCAUUUUAGUAUGCUAGUAUAAUAUAAUCGUUGUGUUUGCCAAAAAAAAAACAAAGAAUUAUGAAUCAUACCUUUUCUUUUUCUCAGGAGGCAUUAUUGUUAAAGGAGCUCGCCCAGGAGGUACGUAGAAACGCGACAGACGUUAUUGAGUCGGUAUACAAAGCUUCUGAAGAAUUUUCAAAUGUCAUGAAUCAAACCAAAGAUGCAUUAAAACAGAUAACAAUAUUGCAGGUAAUAUGAUUAUACGAACUAGUUUAAUGUGUUUAGUUCCCUAAUAGUAUAGUGAAUAAAAAUGUUUCUCGACUGUGAUUGGUUGAUUUCAGUGGAGUUAAUCCCAAACAGCAGUCGGAAAAAUAUGUAACAACGGUGCAAAAAUCUGUUACAAACAACUUUAUUGGUGAACAAACAAAUUCAAUGGGAUCUCAAAUCGACCAAUCAGCAUAAAGUAUACGUAGUCCUCAAAAUAACGCUCACAGAUUUCUUCAAGGCAAAACAAAACAAACAUGGCGGCCUCGGUACUUAAUUUAAAGAAAAAAUUGAGUUUGGGUCGAAAAUAUGGCAAAAUAGCAUGGACGGAAAAGACUUUAUUUUAAACAAGAGAAAUAACUACCUAUACAUAUAGUUAAGUGAAAUUUUCAAACUGUACAAUGGAUAUAAUAAGCAGAAAAACUUUGUUAGUCAACAGUUCGCUGUGAAACGAAAGUUACAAUAAAACUAGAAUUGUCUCUACAUUUUUAUGUAUACUAUUAAUACGUAAUAGAAUGACAUCUCGUGAAAUUUGGAUAAAACAAGCACUUUUGAUGCUCUUUGAAAAGCUCACUCGUAACCGAUCGAUUUAAGCUGGUAUACAAAGCAAUAUAAACAACACUUUCCCAGCAUAUAUCAUAUAGCUGUGUUAGAUCAUAAUAUUCAAUCACGUACAGAUAUAUAAUGUCUUAUAGCAUGCAACAGGGUAGAAAUUAAAUCUGAUUGGAGAAAUUCUAUAAGAGUUGGUAACCUGAACCAUUUAUCCCGGUAUCUUAUCAUCAUUUCUGUUUUAGGAAGUGAGUUUCCUCCCCUUUGAUGCCUUGCAUGACGUCUUCACGUUUGAGUGCAAUUCUGAACAGAAAUGAUGCAUUAUAGGACUGGCACAUGUAAAUUAAAUGUUUUUAUAUGCAUUGCAGUGCAGACCAACAUGACCAACCGAAACACAUCAUGCGGAUAAUUAAAAAAAAAGAAAGAACUACUUUGCUCAUUGACUUUGUCCUAUUUGUCUUGGCUUGACAUUUGUCCUUCCAAAGAAAAUAAGUAUUUGCAUGCCUGAAUCACUCAUGCCAGGGGUCGUCCCAAGACCACCCAUUUUUCAAAAUGGGGAGUUCUAAAUGUAAAAUGGUAGGCUAAAAAUUAAGAUGGCCAGUUCUUAAAAUUGAGUUUUCGAGCUUUAUAUGGGAAUUAGUUCUAAAUUAAGCACCCAUACAGAUAUUUAAGGCAAAAAGAAAACCCAAAUGUCACUCUGAAAAUGCAGGAAAUAGCCAUUACCUGGCCGACCACUAAUGGCCGUACCGGUAUAAAGUCUAUAAGCUAUGCUUAUGUAUGUCAACAUUUUCUGGUGGGGGGGGGGGCAUGUUCCAGGACCCUCCUAGCUAUUCAGGUAUCCUGUACCCAAUACACCAUGACUUCUUCUCUCGUUACUGCCACACAGUUAGCCUGUGUUUACUACUUCACAGUCUGCUCUUGUCGAAAUGGGCAGUUCUAAAUUUUUCUUAGGAUGACCCCUGCAGGGCUCAUGCUUUAUGUAUUGUACAAAAAAUAACAUUACAUUUCAUGUUACAAAGGAACACGUACGAACAUCCGAACAACAGGCAAGCGAACAUCUUGCUGAAAGUCAGAAAUACCACACACAAGCUGUGACAGCCAUACAUGAAGCUCAAGAAAUACACGAACGUGCCGGGAACAUUCUUGAUACAGUGGAAAACUACGGAGUCGUUGCGGAACAAGCUAAACAACAGUCCCAGAAAUCCAUUCAAGACGCAAAUGAAUUAACAGCUUUCCAUCAGUCAAGGAUAGACUAUGCAAGCAACAUUGCUCAAUCAUUGCAUUCGUCGCAUAACUCAUCCCAUUCCUUGGUGGUUCUUGCAGAGAAGGUUGAAAACCAUGCGAAAGAGGAGAAUGAAGUAAGUUAUUUAACAUUAUGGGCGGCUAAGGAGCUGUUUACACACGGCUCAAAAUAACAGGAGAUAGCUAGGUCUCCGGUCAAAGUGACCAGUCAAAGUCAUGUUUGCACAAACAGUGAAACAAACUAUUAGAAACUUGUUUCGAUACAUCAUUUUAAUUCAAGACUUCAGCAAUCACAUUGGAAGGCAUGAAAAUGUGGCCAGUCAAAAUGACCGGUGAGGUACAAAAGUUACUGGUCAAGAGGCAUUGUUUGGCCGGUCAUUGUCCGUUGACCGUCCGUUAUUUUGAGCCCUGUAUACGUAUUUACACAACUGAUUCAGUUCGCUGGAACGUUAUGGAAGGCGGAAUGAUUUUGAUGUAUUACAAUUAAGAAUAGCAUUUCUAUACCGAGCGCAAAUUUACAUAGUGCGGACAUGACCAAAUGCGCUUUAUACAUCGAGUAGUAUACUUUAGUAUUUACAUAGCCUAGACUAUCUCAUCUUUACAACAAUUGUGAUAUUAAUUUUUUAACUAUGUUUAUCCUUACCCACUGUGUCAACUUUCCUGUUCAUGGGUGGAAACCGGAUCACCCGGUGAAAACCCACGACUGUUGGCAUAGCGCUGACUGACUCUUUUCAUAUCACUCGUUUGUGGCUGGCUAUGCCCCUGGUUCAAGAAAUUAUUGUUGCUACGCGAGAACAGCCUUUCGUGUGCAAUUAUACUGUAAUCCGUAUCACUAGAAAAGUAAUGCAGUUUUGCCGCAUCAUAAACCGUAACUUACUUCAAUAGUGAGUUUAAGAUACCCCGGUUUCAGUGUACGGGUACGGGUAGCAUGAUUUUGGUUAGCAAUAUUUUCGUCGAUGUUUGAACCUUUACUCGUAAUUAAGGUGCACAUUUUUCGCGUUAUAUCAUUGUCUAUUGCAAGAAAACAGAAAAGUAUGAUCGAAUUACAGACAUCAGUAAAAACUAGUAAACAAGAUGACACCACUCGUACCCGUACACCGAAACCGGGGUGUCUUAAACUCACUAAUAUGUCAAAAUCAUCCCGCUUUACAUCUCGUCCCGGCAAUACGGGGUCAUAUAUACAGCCCUAACAGUAGUUCUACACAUACUCAAUCUAAAGUUAAAGACUUAAAGUUAACUAUAUUGGAUAUCCCAGCCCCGUAAAAACCCUAUGAAAUCCCUUAACAUCCCUUCAAAUCCAAAAUAAUCCAAAAAUCUCGAAAAAAUCAAUCCCCCACAAAAUCCUGUAAAAAUAAAAAAAUGCCUUGAAAUCCCAUGUACACUUUCAUGCAGUGAUGCAUUCUUCUGCACAAACUGUAACAAAGAAUCCCCCACAAAAUCCAGUAAAAAUAAAAAAUGCCUUUAAAUCCCAUGUACACUUUCAUGGAGUGAUGCAUUCUUCUGCACAAGGCUUUGAAUAUCCUUGAAAUUGUGAAGAAGUACUUGAAAGUCCUUAAAUUAAUCUUCUUGAACUGUCUGUGCCAGUUUAUAGGUAAUGCCAAAAGUAUUAACAAGCUUUCGUUGGUGGGGAUCGAUGCAACUACCUGAAAAAUAUAAGGAGAAUUUUGCCGUUUCGAGCGAAGGCCCUUCUUCUGGAGUUACGUAUAAACUCCAGAUAAAGGGCUAGCCUGCGAACAGGUUCUUUGAAUUGAUCAAAGAGAGCCUGUUCGCAGGCUAGACAAAGGGCCUUCGCUCGAAACGUCGAAAUUUCCCUUAUAUUCUUCACUUAAAUUCUUCUGUUUUAGUUUACGCAAAUUUUCUGAAAUUGUUUGACAAUCUAAACGGACAUUUGUGGUUCAUGAACUCAUAAUUUCUUUCAACCCUUUUGCAGGCAAUUACCAAAACUUUCGUCCUGUCUCAAAAGUUGAGGAAUUACACUGCGGACGAAAAGGCAGCUACGGUGGUCAAUAAUCAUAACAUGGUUCUGGAUCAUAUCGCAAAUCAAGUCAACCCUAUUCACGAGAAGUGCACCUCAAUUCAACGAGACACACAAGCUAUCUUGGCAAACACAACAACAACACAAGUAGCAGCAGAAGCACUUUUGGGAAAGGUUAACGGCGUUUCCGAAGAGUUGGAUAAAACUACAACAAGCUACGACGCAUUACCGACGUUAAACACAAGGCCACUAACGGCUAUGGUGUCAGAUAUCACGAGAAUUCGAGGUGCUUUCCAAGCAUUAAAGUUGAGCACUUCAAUACAGAGAUUGCGUCAAGGGCAGAAUGAACAACAAAAUUGGUUGGACGAAUAUAAGCCACGAGUGCUGAAACUCCGUCAACAG
Messenger RNA from Paramuricea clavata, 6882 nucleotides. The record is from the annotation of a GenBank genome assembly. Lineage: Eukaryota; Metazoa; Cnidaria; Anthozoa; Malacalcyonacea; Plexauridae.